Molecule: messenger RNA, 7315 nt
Organism: Nymphalis io (European peacock)
Lineage: Eukaryota; Metazoa; Arthropoda; Insecta; Lepidoptera; Nymphalidae
Gene: qvr
Product: protein quiver
Exons: 5
Coding region: 390-869 (159 amino acids)
Biological process (GO): regulation of synaptic transmission, cholinergic; sleep; positive regulation of voltage-gated potassium channel activity
Source: RefSeq, a predicted model, not a curated record
AUUAAUGCGGUAUUUUUACUAUAGGACCUUAUAGUCAUUAAUUAGAUAAGACUUAAUUUUCACUAGAAAGUAGUGUGUUAUGUAAUUUCAAUUGACGUCGCGUUCAGGCUUCGCAGUAUGCGUAACCGCUCACAUUGAUUUUAAUAACUGUCUAGACUUUUUGAUCAUUUUUUUUUUACAUCUUUUAGUCACUUUAUUUGUUGCGCUCACGUUAGAAACGAUACAUAGCAUUGUGUUCACAUAUACGAGUUAAAUGAUAAGAUUUAUUCGCAGCCGGAGUUAAGCUAAAAUAACAUAAUGUGUAACUGAGGGAUAGUGUGUGGCGAUGGAUCAGUCGAGCUGAAGACUUGGAACAGUUGACAUUGUGGCGAUCGGGAGAAAAGACGAAAAUGCGCUGGAUAUUUCCCGUUCCAGUUCUCCUCAUGUCCUGGUUCGGAGUGGAGCAAGUAAAAGGGAACUCCUGCAUCAGGACUGCAUUGUGGACACUAAGUCUGAGUCCUCUUGUUCAGGCGGAAUGCCAAACCCGCACGAUAUACUGUUAUGAGUGUGACAGCUGGACGGACGCGCGAUGCAAGGACCCCUUCAACUACACCGCUCUGCCGCGAGACCAGCCGCCGCUGCAGACGUGCAACGGCUGCUGUGUCAAGAUGGUUCGCUAUUCCAAAAGCCCGUACGAGGUCGUCCGGCGCACGUGCACGUCGCAGCUCCAGAUAAACCUGUUCAUGGUGGAUCACGUUUGCAUGAUGGAAAGUACAGGCACUGGUCACAUGUGUUUCUGCGAGGAGGACAUGUGCAACGGCGCAUCGACUGUCGACAUCACGCUGGCGUUGACAGCACUAGUCUUGUUAGCAUGUGCAUGUUGCAGGUGAAGUAGGACGCUAGUUACCGCUAGAGGGCGUCGAUCGAUCUAUCGACAUUUCCUUACAUGUUGGUGACAACCCGUUUUUCGAUAAACUUUUGAUUCGUGGUUAUGCAAGCGAGAUGCACGAAUCAAAAUAUCGAUCGACUCGAUGGCGCAACCCUAGUUAUUUAAUUACUAUCUUCGUCCAAUUGUAGUCUGUAGUAUAGUUUUUGGAGGUGCUUAGUUUUCACAGCGCAGUAUUAAAAUUUAGCCGGAAGCGUUUAUCUAACAAUUUUUCUAAUAACAUUUCAUUAAGUUCAUAGAAACCAUUAAAUCUAAACUACCCGACACACGCGGCGUACUCAAAAUGUCUUCGAGCCGCUGAACAUUGCGGGCUCUUUUACAAGUAACUUAAGUUCUUCGACUUCCAUUUCUGUACAACUGAGGACGCAGUGAGGUUGAGUGCAGCCAGUGCUCACGUCACGAUAUAUACCCUGUUCGUGUUUUGGUAUUGGUACAAAUUGUUGAAGUGUAAGAAGUUGUAGUCGUUGGAGUGCUGCCAUUUUGAUUACGCCUAUGGAUGGGUUAAAAAAAACAUGCAAAAUCACCCGAGCUGUCUUUAUAAAAUAUUUCGUGUAACAGAAGCCCCAUCACCCCCAUCGAAAACACAUUUGUGAAAACUAAACGCUUAAAUUAUUUUCAUCUAAAUUUCCGAUAUUACGCUAAUGUAAAAACGACUAUAAGUAUCAUAUAAUAAAAAAUCUUAAUUGAUUUGAAAAAUAUUUCAAACUUUUAGCGUGUAAAUAGUGCUGUCAUAUAGUGAUGUGACUGAUUAUUAUCGAUAACUGAUACUUCGCGACGCUUCUAACUUACUGGUCCAAUUUUUAGACCAACUUGAAUUUGCUCAUAGACGCACUUUAUAGACGUGAAGCACUAUGUAGGUAGACAUAAACGAUAAAAAUUUCGAAGCGACGAGGACUAGCGAGAACUGCCUGAGAAUUAGUUGGAUAAUAAGGCCAUAGGUUAGGUUCCAAGAAUAGUUUCAAAGGUGAUAUAGAAAUUAUAAAUUUCGUUAUAAUGUGAGAAUAAAUUCGUGAUCCAUUAGUAUUUCGAUGUAGAAUUUAUAUUUUGUAAAGGAAAUGUAUUCAGAAACGUAGCUAUUGUGACAAACCAGGGCUGCCACGUUUACAAAUUUGAAUAUUCCCCCAAAUGUUGGUACAUGAGUCGUGUCGGCGGUUUUCGAGGAACGAAACGCCUUUUUGAACUAUCUGUCAACUACCUUUCGAUACACGUCCACGGCGUUGCAUUGAUAAUCAUAUAAUCUCAUACAUUGGAAGAAGAAUAAUUGCCUUUCUGUUAUCAAACAAAAUACGAUUAUAUCGAGUUUAAUACAGUUAUUUGAAUAUAAAGUAAAUAGCAUGAGAAUAGUUAAUUGUGUCGUACUCCAGUUUCGUAAAUUAUGUCUCAAAUUUAUCAGCAUCUUUCGUCUUAUAAAAACACAUUUACCGUUUAAUUAGUCUAUAAAAAAGUAAUGAGUUUUAUAGUUUUACAACUAUUACUGUCUUAACUGUUUAUCACUAAUGUAAAACUAUUUCGUAUUUUGAAUAUUCAACAAUAUUACGUCAUUGACGUCGUGCGUCAUGGUGGGCUAGAACGUUAGCGUCACCGCAGGACGAUUCCAAUUACUAAAAAUCGAUUUUAGAUAAAAAUAUUUUUACAUUUAAUUCCUAUUAUUUCGAAAUUUUAUAAUUCGUUAAUAAAUUUAAUCUGUGUACAUUUCCUUUACGCGGAUUAUCGAGUGAGAUGCAGAUUUAUUGUCUCUCGGUUCAACUGCGUUUUGUACCUAAGAAAGUACAAACAUAAUAUUAUAAUGAACAAUAUGUUAAGGUACCGAAGGCGCCACCGUGAUCAGUGAUACACCCUAUUAAUAUACGCAAUAAGACGAGUGCAGUAUGUUUCUAUUGAUAUCGUAAUUGAGUUAAUGCGUUGCGAACCUUAUCGUUAGGCUAGGUUUAGGUAAAUGAAGUGCUAGAUCCUAGUUGAGGCGACGCGUACAAUGACCUCAUGAUAUUAUAAUUAAUGAUAAAUUAAUCUAGGAACAUAAACACCAAAUAACUUUAAUCGUUAAUAUCGUAUGUAGAUAAAUUAAUUCGUUAAGUUUAUCCUUUAGUUUUGUUUUUAUAAUAUAUCAUAAAUUAUAUUGUAAAUUACGAAAAUAUACCAUUAACGUAAUAGUAUAUUUAAUAUAGUUAACUUCCUUCUUAUAACGUAAGCGGUUAUAUGUAAUAUAUAUAUAUAUAUAUAUAAUUUGUUUUCGUAAAUCUUAAUGUAAAUCAUAAAUCUAGGCUGAAUUAACGCGCUGCAAAAUGAAUCGAACUUUUUUAAUCGAUAUCAUGGAAGCUCUACGCUUUGUAACAUAUGUUCAGCGACACGCGGUCAACGGAGAAAUAUUUUUCUCGUUUAUUUGUACUGAUAUAGGAAUAUUAAUUAUAAAUAUUUAUCAAAACAAAAGAAGAUAAUGAGAUAAUUGUGAUUAUGACAUGAAUCAUUUUAUAUAAAAAAAUACUAAGGUAUUAAGCGACUGCCAUACAUAUGUGUCGGCCAGGAACAAAAGUUUUCGAUUCGUCGAUUAUGUGACCAUAGAUUAAGCAGAUAUUGCUAGCCGUAGAGGAGUUUUUGCCAUUAAAACAUUUUACAUAAAAUAUUUAAUUAAUUUAUGACAAUAUAUUUGUAUCGACAAAUUAUAUUUAUAAACAAAAAAAACAGUUCAUGUUUUACAAUUAAAUAGCUAAAUUAUACGAGUUUUAAAUAUAUUAAAGAAGCAUUGCAUGUUCAGUUCGAAUUAAGUAAUAAAGGUGACCGUAGCAUGAACACUGCACCGUAGUUGGGCUGCCUCUCGGCACUUUGUAAGCAGGUCUGCCAACAUCACGAAGCUAGCCCUACAUGUCAAAAAGAUAUUCACAAGGAAGAUACAGUCAUAUAACGUCUAGACUUACGAUUCAUUUAUAACUUUAUAUUUCCUGGAUUAAAAAUAAUCAACCAUUUCAUUUUUUUAAUAUUUUGUAUUCUGUUUGAGUCGUUUUCAAACAGACGCACAUAAAAUAGUGGGGACACGACUAAAACUGCGGGUAAUUAUUAAAAAUAUGUAAAUAUUAUUAUGUUGGCAGACCUACAUUUAUAAAUCUGACAGCUAACAUUUUCUAAUAGUUGUCACUGUAACAAAUAUAACACGAGUACAAUAGCGUUACUUGAAAACGUUAAAAAAUAACUACAUUAUAAUUCAAACGUUAUUUUUGUAUUUUUUGUUAAUUUUUUAUGACUUUAUCAAAGUUUAUACCGUAACAAGUGCGCUCGUGUACACACAAUUUAUUUUAAUAAUAUUAUAGAUAUACUUUAAAAUUGUUAACAAUAACUUAAACUUAAUUCGCUUUAAUUUAUCAAUUAGUACUAACUAAUAGUCUAAGAAUGUAUCGUUGAAAUAUGUUUUUUCUUUAAGUUUUUUGUGCUGCCAGUUAUUAAAUCAAAAUACUAGCAAUAAGUUUAAAAAAAAGUCUUUAAAAGCUUUCGAAGCUUGCUUUUCGAACUAAUUCAUACAGAUAAUACUAUAGAACUCGGCUUCGUCUCCUCAAAUAAUCAAAAAAGGAUAUUUCAACAAAUAUUUUCCAAUACAAUUUCCUCUUCACUUUGCGAUUGCAUAUCACGCAUAGAAGUUUAGCUGUUUCUAAAUUUUAUAGGCUAUUAGAAUAACAUAUCUUUCGCAUUUGGCAUGUGCCACGCGAAUGAACUAAGGACCUAGGCGACCUAGUAUUAAGCAUGUAUUCGGACGAUUCAAUAACAAAAAACGUAGCCAUAACGAUUUUUCCAUUAAAACUUAUAAUUCCAUUAAUGUAUUAUAGACACCGAAUGGGUUAUGUACUGUCUCUGUCACGCAUAUCUUAACGUAACUAGUGGAAGGGAAUAUAACCGUCGUACUGUAGUAGACACAAACAAGACAUGACCCAGCGAAUUGUUUCUAGGACUUAUUAGAAAUUACUUCUCUAUGACAUCAAAUCACGUAAACUUUACCCUCGAUCACCUGUAGGAAAAUGGUUUUGGCUACGUCUGUACAUUUUCAUUGAUUUAAACAAUAAAAGGAUAUAUUUUUAAUAACAAAAUUACUAAGCCUCUUUAAACAAUAAUACAAAAGUUAUUGAGUACGUUUUUCUUCUAACGGAAUGUAAAUUGCACUUACUCACUUACUCAACCAGCUGACCGCUUUAAGGUGAACAUGUUACCACCAGAUAUGUCGACUGUUUUAUACUUUGAGCUUCGGAAUAUGCGGCUUAAUAUAAUACUCCAAUCAUAAAAUAGACAAAACGAAAGCGCAGUUACAUUUUAAAAGUAACCCUAUUAUGAGUUAUAUGUAAUUAAGUGAAGUUCAUUUAACAUUUGGGCAUUCUCUGUGUACUGCAUAUUAAUAAGGUAAUUUCACAAGCUGUGUUUUCUGGUUUCUCAUACAUAUAUAAGCUACCUAUGUAAUAUUCUAAUACUACAUACCUUGGUCGCAAUUUCCGAAGAUCAAAUGUUGGAAACAAUGUGACCUGUUUGUGAAUAUUUUCACGUGUCAUUCGUUGAUCUGAAAUGAACAAAUCCCAAAUAAUUAGAGCCGUCUACGUUUAUAUUUUACAUUUAGAAUACUUCUUAAAUGAUUUGUUAGUCUUCACUUAGAACAGAGCUUUCUUAUGACAUGACUUGCGUCGGGUUCGUGUAUUAUUUUGUCAUAGAUUAAUUUUACGACAUAGGGCUUCCUGUAACUUUCCAAAUGAGUCUAAAUUAUAUUUGUUAGUUUAUUUUAUAAAGUUUACAUUUUCAACGACUUAAUUAACUUGUAUUUUAGUAACAUGCAGUAUCAACUAAACCUUCUAUAAGAUUUAUAUUACGAAUGCAUUAAGUAACUUUAAAUCUAUCAUUUUAAUACAUUAAGAUAAUUUAAUCUAAAUAUUUGGGAUUGUAACGAACAAAUAAUGUAAUGUAAUGUCACUUUAUAAGUAAGGAGCUGACUUAUUUAGCAUUAUAUAAAUAGUGUUCGAUAAAUAAGUUCCCUAUCAUCACUUAUGAAGUAUAAUUACAAGCUGAAGUUCAAAUAUAUGUAUAUUUAUAACAAUUUUGUAUUGUUUUAUAACGUUGCGUAACGUUAAUUAUAUUUCUUUAUACCACAGUCGGCGUUACGACUGUGUCAGUAAUUUUAUAACCAUGUUACAUUUAUAACAUUACAAGUUUAUUUAAAUGUAAUUAAUUAAUUGUUAUGUAAUUAUAAAUUAGUGUAUUUAAUUUUGUUACAAAAUAUUAUAAAUAAUGAUGAAUCUAUUUUCACUUAAUAUAUAUUUUUCAAAAAGUGCUUAUUGUAUUAAAAUAUUGUUAAUUUUUAAGUUGGUUUUCAAUAACAUUGUAUAGUAUGGUUUAUCUCGUUAUAUACUUAGUUAUAUUUCGUUGUGGAUACUUUAUAUAUACGUUAAUAAUAAGAACCUUCCAUACAAGCAAUAAUUUUAACUAUUACUAGCAAAUAUGUGUAAAUCCUUCUAUGCACUGUUUUUAUUAUAUUUGUUUCGUUCGAAAUUAAUGUUGCUAUUUAUAAAAAGCCAGAAUAUAUGUUUGAAAUGUGAAAAGUCAAUUAAUUUGUAAUUAUAUUAAUAAUUCGUUUAAACAAAAGUUAUUGAAUUUAACGACUAAACACACUUAUCCGCAAUUGAAAAAAUUAUUUAUAAUUUGUAAAAGAACAAAUAUUCAACCACUAAACGGUGCAGUGAUUAAGUGUAGUUAGUCCCAUUUAAUUUCAUUAAAAUGUAAAUAGAAAAAUACAAACGAUGUACAGACGAUGUGGAUUUGUCUCAAGCUACAACGCUGACAAUAAAAAACAGUGCAGUAUUAUUUCUUGUAAUUCGGACAUAUCUUAUCACGUUUUCCUUGGCAGAUAAAAAAAAAUAAAAUACUUUUUAACUAAAUUUAAAAAAUGACCACUUUAUUUUUUUAUGACAAUUGUUUUAUACUCUUAUUAAUUAAUAUUUUUAAAAUAUGCACAAUUGAUUAAUCCGAAAAACUGUACUUAUUUGUUUUUUUUUUCAGCUUGUAUUAUGCCGUCAGUACACAUACAUAGCAAUAAUUAUAAUAGAACAAAAUAUAUUAUGAAUACUUACAAAUAGACACUGGACAGUACUUUAAAAUAAGAUUACCUGCCUGCAUGGCUUAAUGACAGUAGUUCAAAAAUAAAACGCAAUAAUUAAAUGACAGUGUGCGGAGUCAGUCUCUAUAUUGAUAUAAUACAGUUUGGCGGCAUUUUGACGAGUGUCUUGCCUGUUACUGGCUACCUAACAUAGUUAUCAAAAUUGAAAAUGAAGGUCCUUAAUUUCGAUUAUAUUUUUUUAUCUGCUAUGGUCAUGUAAUAUUCAAUGCAAUUUUUUUUUAAUUAUUAAAGUGCCAUAUUUAUAGAUAUUGUUA